Messenger RNA from Cannabis sativa, 3891 nucleotides. RefSeq names its product pre-mRNA-processing protein 40A. The transcript is spliced from 28 exons. Lineage: Eukaryota; Viridiplantae; Streptophyta; Magnoliopsida; Rosales; Cannabaceae. Bases 568 to 3570 code for a protein of 1000 amino acids. Gene Ontology annotation, cellular component: U1 snRNP; U2-type prespliceosome. Gene Ontology annotation, biological process: mRNA cis splicing, via spliceosome. The record is from RefSeq and is a predicted model, not a curated record. Gene Ontology annotation, molecular function: protein binding; RNA binding.
CCUUCCUAUUUUCUUUCACCCCUACCAAACACGGAAUAAAGAAAGUUUCUUUUCUCAUUCUCUCAUCCCGUGAAGCUGCCCUAAGCAAACGGACGAAACCUCUUCAGUCUACCUCCCCACUUUCUCCGUCAACAGUCGCCGUCCUGUUCAGUCUUCGGUGAACGGCCGGCGUGAACAGCCGCUGCAAGUAGAUAGGUUUGUCAAACCAACGAUCGCGUAAAAUCGAUGAUUCCCAAUUCUUAUGAACUCGUUCAGAAUUGAGAUUGCACCAGAACCAGUCCCCCCUUUCUUCCGCAUUAGGAUACGAUUUCACGUAACUAGCAACAUAAUUCCCAAUUCUUAAGAACUCGUUCAGACAUAAAACAACGCUGUAUUUCAUGAACCUGAACCCCUCAAACGAGACCAUGUCCAAAGACUAGACAAGACUUGCAUUCUUCUGUUAACAUUUUGUGCUAAAAGAAAAACCAAAUAGGCAAGCAUUUUUUUUGUUCCUUUUCAUUCAUUGCUAAUGCUGAUUGGUUUUUUGUUUUGUGUGGAUAGUCUGUUCGGUCUCCCUUAGGUUGUACCAUGGAUCCUCAAAGUUUGCCUGCCAUGCCUUUUCAAUUCCGGCCUCCUGUUCCCGCACAGCAGUCACAACAAUUCAUUCCUGUGACUUCUCAGCAUUUUCAGCCUGUUGGGCGAGGUGUUCCACCCAUGAACGUUGCAAUGCCUCCUGGUCCUCCUCAAGCUCCUCAGCCCUUUUAUUCCCAACAAGUGCAGCAGUUUCCACCACAACCAAUGCCAUUGCCAAUUGCUCAUCCGAACAGCCACCCCUUGCCAGUUGCUCAUCCAAACAAUCAUCUCUUCCCAGUUGGUCAUCCUCAGCAUAGUGCUCAAACUCCAAACAAUUUCACUCCUAAUAUAGUUGGCCCAGGGACACCUCUCUCUUCAUCAUAUACUUUCGCCGCUUCCUAUGGUCAAAUGCAAAGAGGUUUCAGUGAUUCCACCCAGUAUCAAUCAAUACAAAUGCAUGUGGUAAAUGUUUCUUCAGAAGGGCAGCCUAUGUUAUCAGCUCAAAGCCAAAGCAGUGUUCCUGUUACAUCCCAGCAUCAGACUAUUGAAAAGCCUUCAAUGACAAACAUCAGUGCUCCAGUAUCCAAUGUUCAGCUCAACCUCAUCCAAUCAGAGUGGUUAGAACACACGUCUCCUGAUGGAAGAAAAUACUACUACAAUAGGAGGACAAAACUUUCCAGUUGGGAGAAGCCGGUGGAUUUAAUGACCCCCAUUGAGAGGGCAGAUGCAUCAACUAACUGGAAGGAAUUUACUAGCCCUGAUGGAAAAAAGUAUUACUACAACAAAGUCACCAAAGAGUCAAAAUGGGUGAUGCCUGAGGAGCUGAAGUUGGCGCGUGAGCAACUAGCGAAUGUAUCUCUCAAGGAAUCACAAGAUAAAGCAAAUGUAUCACUCAAGGAUCCACGAGAGAAAGAAAGUUGGCCUGCCUCUGAUACUGUUUCUUCUCCAAAGGUUGAAUCUGCACCCUAUGUCGAUACAUCCUCCAAAGCCCAAGGAAUAGCAUCAAGUCCUGUUUCAGUGGAACCUAUUUCAUCUGCUGGUGAACAGCAAGCUGUGGUGGUUUCAAGAUCAUCUUCCUCCCCUGUUGCAGCUCCCACUACAAAAGCAAGUGUUGAUGGAUAUCAUAGCUCUAUUAGUGUUCCUUCUACAUCUAACACUUCGACUGAAGGCAUUGGUGCUGUCACCACUGCAGUCACAGAACCAAUGAAUAAUAGUGAUAAUUCAGCUCAGGAUUUUACUGCUUCAGCUGGAGUAUCUGCACAUAAAGAGGAAGCAUUAAAAGAUGUAACAGUAGAGAUGAGUAAAGAAAUUGCCGCAGAAGAUAAAACAGUUGAACCAGAACCAUUGGUUUACGCAACUAAGCUGGAGGCAAAAAAUGUAUUUAUGUCGCUGUUGGAAUCUUUUAAUGUUGGAUCUGACUGGACAUGGGAUCGGGCCAUGAGAGUAAUAAUUAAUGACAAAAGGUAUGGUGCUCUGAAAUCACUUGGAGAGCGAAAACAAGCUUUUAAUGAGUUCUUGAAUCAAAGGAAAAAGCUGGAUGCAGAAGAAAGACGGAUGAAGCACAAAAAGGCACGAGAAGAAUUUAAAAAAAUGUUGGAGGAAUCAACAGAUAUUACACCAUCUACACGAUGGAGUAAAUUGGAGAGCUUAUUUGAAAAUGAUGUGCGGUUUAAAGCAGUUGAACGAGAUAGAGACCGGAGGGAGCUGCUUGAGAGCCAUAUUGAGGAACUCCUAAAGAAGGAACGAGAAAAGGCUAUGGAGCAACGUAAGCGCCAUAUAAUGGAAUACAGGCAGUUUUUGGAGUCUUGUGACUUUAUCAAGGUAAACAGCCAGUGGCGAAAACUUCAAGAUCGCUUAGAAGCUGAUGAGAGGUGUUCAUGUCUUGAAAAAAUUGAUCGACUGGAUGUCUUUCAGGAAUAUAUACGUGAUUUAGAGAAGGAAGAGGAAGAGCAGAGGAAGAUACAGAAGGAGGAAUUAAGAAAGGCAGAGCGCAAAAAUCGUGAUGAGUUUCGUAAAAUGAUGGAAGAUCAUGUUGUUGAUGGCACUCUUACAAUAAAAACUCACUGGCGUGAUUAUUUCAUGAAGGUUAAGGACUUGCCUGCAUAUGUGGCAGUUUCAUCAAACACCUCUGGCUCAACUGCAAAAGAUUUAUUUGAAGAUGCUUUGGAGGAGCUUCAGAAACAAUAUCAUGAUGAUAGAACUCGAAUAAAGGAUGCAGUCAAGUCAGGAAAGAUUAUGCUUUCAUCAACCUCAACAUUUGACGACUUCAAACACAUGAUUACAGGAGAGAUUAGCUCGCCGCCAGUAUCUGAUUUCAAUUUGAGGUUUGUUUUUGAUGAGUUACUUGAAAGGGUCAGAGAAAAGGAGGAUAAAGAGGCUAAAAAGCGUAAACGCUGUAUGGAAGAUUUUUCUGAUCUGCUGUCUUCUACUAAGGAUAUAACAGCAUUGUCUGGAUGGGAGGACUGCAAACAGCUUUUUGAAAAUAGUCAAGAGUACAGUUCCAUUGGUGAUGAGAAUCUCUGCCAGCAGAUAUUUGAGAAGCAUGUAACACAACUUAAAGAGCGGGCAAAAGAGAGAGAGCAGGCGAAAGUGAAGGAGCAGAAAAGAAAGGAAGAAAAGACAAGGAAGGAAAAGGAGAGAAAUGAAGGAGAACGAAGCAAGUUCAAGCACAGAAGGGAAAAAGAGGAGCACUUGGAGAAAGAUGUAUCUGACAAUGAAAAUUUUGAUGCUGAAGGUCAUUUGAACAAAGAUAACAAAAGGUCAGGGAAAGACAGUAGUAGGAAGCAUAGGAAGCGACAUCACAAUUAUGACGACGGUGCAGAUGAAAACGAGAACGAUCAGUUAAAGAAAUCACAUGGUUCUAGUAGCAGCCACAAGAAAUCAAGACGGCAUACAUCUGCUUCUGAAUCCGAUCAAGAAAGCAGGAGUAGAAGACAUAGGAGAGAUCAUCGGCAUAGUUCUCGUAGAAGUGGUGAUCUUGAAGAUGGAGAAUUUGGUGAUGGCCGGGAGGAUUCAUAAUUGUUUUCAUUCUGGUAAUUGCGCUUCUUUUGACCUUUUUUUUUUUUUUUUUUUCAUAAUGCUGGUAAGAUAUUUGUUGUUUAUUUUUACAAGGAUACUAGCCAACUAGUGUGCCUUUUAACAAAUGUCUUACCAUAAUCCUUUGAAUGAAUAUAUUUGCUAGACAUUAUUUAGUUGGAAAGAUAAUUUUCAUGAAAUGCGUUAUGGGUUCAAGAUGGGAGUUUUAUUAGUUAUUUUUGGAAGGUUUUAAUCUCAUGUAUACAAGCACAUAAAUUUAGUAUCUGAUCAUUCAAUUCGUUAGUGAACUCUUUUUCCUUGCUA